AAGGGGGGGUGUCUCCGCGAGCGGAAGCCGGAAAUAGCCGCAGCCCGCAGAUCCGCUCGGCGCCCCAAAAAGCGGAGCUCGCGCCUCGUUCUCUGCUCCCCGCGACCAUGGCGGGGGUGAAAGCCCUUGUUGGUUUAUCCUUCAGUGGAGCCAUUGGUCUAACGUUUCUUAUGUUGGGAUGUGCCCUAGAAUAUUAUGGUGUGUACUGGCCCCUGUUUGUCUUGAUAUUUUACAUCCUUUGUCCCAUUCCUCACUUCAUUGCAAAAAGAGUAAGCGAUGACACUGAUGCAGCUAGCAGUGCCUGCAGGGAAUUGGCCUAUUUCUUCACAACUGGAAUUGUUGUUUCUGCCUUUGGAAUGCCUAUAAUCCUUGCACGUGUUGAAGCGAUCAAGUGGGGAGCCUGUGGUCUUGUGCUAGCUGGCAAUGCAGUCAUUUUUCUUACCAUUUUAGGCUUUUUUCUUGUAUUUGGUAGAGGAGAUGACUUUAGCUGGGAGCAGUGGUAGGACUUCACUAUGAUGUUGGUGAUAUGCAACAUACAUGUUUAUAUACUGUAUAUAUGUAUGUGUGUAUGUUGGAAUGUUUGUGCCUGCACAUGUAGCCUUAUGCUAUCCGAACAUAAUAUGCUUUUUUACACUUGUAUGUCAGCCAAAUUAAGGGGAAAAGAGCCUUCUGACAGCUUUUUAAAUAGGUACAGAAUAAGCUGAAAUCACAAUAGCUAAAUCUGUCCUUAAAUCUUUGUUUACACAGUGUGCACUAUUUUAUUGAUUUUUAGUUUUUAAUUUUGAUAUAAUACUAUUGGAAUGUAUGUUGGGAGUCAGCUAACAUAGCUGACAUUUUUAACAGCAUAAUCAAAAUGGGCCUAUAUAUUGACUGCACAGUUUAGUCUCCUGGUUUCGCUAACUUGAUUAACUUCUGUUUUGUGACUAGGAUGGAACAAAUAUUUGCCUUUGUAUUCAAAUAAUUGUAAUUUUCAGUAGCUUGUUCUCUCAGUUUAAAAAAAAACAACCCAUUGAAUACCUAUAAUAGCUGCUGCCAAGUAUCUCUUGUCCAAUCCACAAUAAAGGGAGAGUGAGAAGUUUUGGAUGUUCUAGGAGGCUAUGUUCUAAUUUCUUUGCAUUCUCAGGCUCACCUUUGUAUUAAUGGCCCAUAGUGCACUACCAGAACCACAUCUGGUCUUGGAUCUCACUACAACAGCUUAUUCAUUCGUAACUGAAUGUUUCCAGGCUGUGAUGAUCUGGAGAAUAAAAUACCAUGAAUAAAUAUGUAACAGCCAUGAAGAGAAUUGAUGUGAUGCUAUCUCCCCUAACCUAGAAAAAUAUCUGCACAAGCAUUUGAUGUCCAAAGUAACUUUUCACAAUUGACAUCCUGUGGAUUUCCACACAAAUAAAGGCUUGAAAAGUAAUUACUGCUAUGUCAGUACUCUGAGACUGUGGACUUUGGUUUAUCCUUCUUAUCAGUGAAAAAAAUGUAAACUGAAAAUAUUUUUGAAACACAAAUAAUGCAAUGUACUCAAAUUUCACUUUGCUGAUAGGAAUAUGUUGCUUAUCAUAUAUUUUGCAUAGGUAUAGUUUUAAAUUUUUUUAGGCACAAAACCGUUAUUUUAUUUUCCAAGUUGAGACUGCACUAUAUUGAUGUGAUGAAAGUUUCCACAGCACUAACGAUUAGAUGCAACAUUUUCUAUUUGCUGCAUUUUCAGAUUGAAGGAAACUGAAAAUCAUUGAGUGUAUCUAAAACACAAUUUUUCUUGUUAGUUUUCCUGGCCUCUUUAAAAUGAUCAUUGUGGGCUUCACUGUAGGACAUUUAGCAGAAGAAUAUGAUGUCAAACAUCAGCAAACAUUCUUGUGUUUUUGUUCAUGACUUUCACAAUCAAGGCCACUAUCCUUAUGGGUAAAAUUUGUUGCACCAUGCUGAUUUUAGUGUAGAAUGUUAUAAUUGUAAACUAUUACUCAGGGAAAUUACGUGCUCAGAUUACGAGUUGAGCUGUUUGAGGAAAAUUCACUUUUGGUUUAUCUGUUUUGCCUGGAUUUUGAAGAAGUAAUUUUUUGUAUUACAGAUUGCUGUUCUUUAACUCCACCAUUUAGUUGAGUGAAAAAUAAGAAAAGGAUAGUUUAAAGUACAAAUGGUGUCGGAUUCUGCAGAUAACUAAGCUUGUGGGUUGCCCCAUUAAAUUUAAUGGAACUAAUGUGAGUAAAUGAUUGGUCCCUCGUGGUUUAAAUGAAUGUUUCAUAUUUCACUCUUUGGACUUGAUACACAGAAAUGAAAAGGAUGCACUAAACACAUUUCUAAGUUACCACUCCAGAGUUUUCUUUGAGGUGGUGGUGAUUUUUUUUCUUUUACUCAGAAAGGGGGGUUUGUUGUAUGGGCAGGUGCUCUAUGGAAAUAGAGAUUGUGAGACAUUAACUGUCAAUAUCCCCUUCUUAAUCAGCAUCAGAAACAAUCUUUUAAAAAGAAAACAAGGUCCUACUGAGGCUGCUCUAAUGCUUUGAAGACUUUUUGUGUUGCACCUAGAUGCCAUCGGGGUGGGUUCAUUACAAAUCAGUAGAUAGCUGUUGGGUGGAGACAGUAAACAUUUUUUUCUGAAAAAUUGCUACAUACGCUAAUUCUCACUGUCGGUUUCCAUGCAAUUAUCAUCAUAGUUUUUCCUUUUUUUAAAAGCAGUUGAAAUAAUAAUUAAAGUCAAUAAAGAGUUUAAAUCUCAGAAUUCUCUUCUGGCCUCCUUAAAUCUAAAUUUGCUUGAAUUAAUCUUUAGUUAAAUUAUCAGAAGUAGGAAGAAAUAGCCUUCAGUUUAUUUGUCAAGAGCUGUGCCCAUUCACAAGAGUCUGGUACACUGACAGCCACUACUAGGCAUAAGAGCAUCCAUUUAUUGCAGUCUCCUUAUAAUGUUUUUUCUUAUAUGCUAGUGAACAUAUAUGCAAAGUGCCUUAGCCUCAAGAUUUAUUGUAGGUUUGAGAAGGCAUAGACAUAAAAACACUAUUUUGCAAUCGGAUUGAAAAACUAUCAUCACAUAAUAUAUAUCUUUACUGUUGACUAAUAGCCUUUUCUGUAUUUCAAAAUACAUUACAACUUUUGUAACGUUUGUAAAAUAUUUCUUUUCCAUAAUUGCCAGGUUACUGAAAUCAUUAAUACAUUUGUAAAUUAAAGCAGUCUCAACUUUUUUCAAGUUGUCUAAUAAAACUGCCUAAAUGUAGAUGACA
Molecule: messenger RNA, 3194 nt
Organism: Emys orbicularis (European pond turtle)
Lineage: Eukaryota; Metazoa; Chordata; Testudines; Emydidae
Gene: LEPROT
Product: leptin receptor overlapping transcript
Exons: 5
Coding region: 108-503 (131 amino acids)
Biological process (GO): negative regulation of growth hormone receptor signaling pathway; late endosome to vacuole transport via multivesicular body sorting pathway
Cellular component (GO): endosome
Source: RefSeq, a predicted model, not a curated record